UUUUUCUGUGAUUUGUGUUACAGAUACGCGGCUUUAAAACGCAAGAAGGAACUAAUACUUGUUUAUGUCCUAAAUACCACUCGUGCUCUAGCUUCGUGCACUCCCUAGGGGGCGCCAUCACUGAGAUCUGUGUUGUAUGUAGUGCACUCGCUGGAGAAACAGAAGCGGUUUGGGAUUCGGCCCGAGAGAGUAAACACAGAGAGGUUCUUCUUCUGAUCCUGAACUAUGUGUGAAGUUCCUGUUUCAGACCCAGAUCCAGCAGAGAAGACUGAUCGAUGACUCCAUCCUGCUGUGAGGUUCAGGACCACAUGGUGUUCUUCAGUACUGUAGAAGAACCAGGCUCCUCCUCCUACUUCUCCUCUGAUGAUGAUGAUGCUGGCGCUCAAAACCCUGAGGUUUUUGCUCGUAUUGUUGGUCCUGAGUGUUUCAAACGCCAGAGACGCCACUUCCAAACCCAACUUCAUACUCAUGAUGGUUGACGACCUGGGGAUCGGGGACGUCGGUUGCUAUGGGAACGAUACGAUCAGAACCCCGAACGUGGACAGGUUGGCGAGGGAGGGCGUGAUGCUGACUCAGCACGUCUCUGCCGCACCUCUGUGUACCCCGAGCCGAGCGGCCUUCAUGACCGGACGCUACCCUCUGCGGUCAGGUUUUGGAAGUACUGGAAGAGUGCAGGUGAUCCUGUUCCUCGGCGCUUCAGGAGGACUUCCUCCAAACGAAACCACGUUUGCCAAAGUCCUACAAAAGCAGGGCUACACUACAGGGAUUGUGGGAAAGUGGCACUUGGGUGUGAGCUGUAAGAGCAGGAAUGAUCACUGCCAUCACCCCAACAGCCACGGGUUCGACUACUUCUAUGGUCUUCCCUUCACACUGUUCGAAGACUGCAAACCUGGAAACGGCUCCUUCGUGCUAAACGACCUUCAGGAGCUGCUGUGGAACAUUUCUAUGCUAAUAGCACUGGCGCUGCUGACGCUAAUCACGGCUAAAAUCACAGGACUUCUGGAAUUCAGCUCCAGGACGCUCGUCUUCUUAGUCGUUGUUUACGCUCUUGGUUUUUUGACUUGGUACAUUCCGUUCGCGUUUCUACGAACCUGGAAUUGCAUCAUCAUGAGGAACCAGGAUGUAGUGGAACAACCGGUGAACCUGGACACGCUGAGUGAGAAGAUGAUGACAGAGGCGGAGCAGUUUGUGGAGAGGAACCAGAACAGACCCUUUCUGCUGUUUCUGUCUCUACCUCACGUCCACACGCCGCUCUUCAUCUCUGAACAGUUUGCAGGAAAAAGCAAACACGGCCUUUAUGGCGACAUCGUGGAGGAAGUGGACUGGAUGAUCGGUAGAAUGGUGAGUGUUGUCGAGAAGCUGAAUCUUUCUGAAAAGACUCUGAUGUACUUCACGUCUGAUCACGGAGGAGACAUCUGGGUUUCGGACUCACAAGGCCAUAUUGGAGGCUGGAAUGGAAUUUAUCGAGGUGGGAAAAACAUGGCUGCCUGGGAAGGAGCGAUCCGAGUUCCAGGAAUAUUCCGCUGGACAAAUCGUCUCCCUGCAGGAAAAACUGUUAACGAGCCGACAAGUUUAAUGGACAUUUUCCCGACCGUGGUGAAACUGGCAGGAGCGCAGCUGCCGAACGACAGAAUUCUGGAUGGUCAUGACCUGCUGCCGCUGUUGGAGGGAAAAACGACGCGUUCCAAGCAUGAGUUCAUGUUGCACUACUGUGGAGUUCAUUUGAGUGCUGUUCGCUGGCAUCCUCCUGACAGCAACUCCGUUUUUAAAGUUCACUUCUUCACUGCUAAUUGUGACGGAACCGGACCCUGCCUGUGCCACGGCGACACCAUCACACACCACGACCCGCCACUCAUCUUCGAUUUGACCUCUGACCCUUCGGAGUCGGUGCCCUUGACCGCGGAGACGGAGGAGCGUCAUGGUGAGAUCCUGCAGCGUGUACGUGAGGCGGUGCAGGAACACGGCCGCACCCUGACACUCCCCGAGAACCAGCUGUCAUGGAGGAACACACUGUGGAGGCCGUGGUUACAGCCGUGCUGCGGCCUUUUCCCCUUCUGCAGCUGCGCAGAGACUUUUUAGUGUCAACCUAAUCAUAAAUGCUGUAGAAUAAAAAGGUCAUGCUGUCCUUCAAAA
Molecule: messenger RNA, 2133 nt
Organism: Silurus meridionalis
Lineage: Eukaryota; Metazoa; Chordata; Actinopteri; Siluriformes; Siluridae
Gene: arsh
Product: arylsulfatase H
Exons: 11
Coding region: 364-2079 (571 amino acids)
Molecular function (GO): arylsulfatase activity
Source: RefSeq, a predicted model, not a curated record